Molecule: messenger RNA, 2256 nt
Organism: Sceloporus undulatus (fence lizard)
Lineage: Eukaryota; Metazoa; Chordata; Lepidosauria; Squamata; Phrynosomatidae
Gene: PGS1
Product: phosphatidylglycerophosphate synthase 1
Exons: 10
Coding region: 19-1701 (560 amino acids)
Biological process (GO): cardiolipin biosynthetic process
Cellular component (GO): mitochondrion
Molecular function (GO): CDP-diacylglycerol-glycerol-3-phosphate 3-phosphatidyltransferase activity
Source: RefSeq, a predicted model, not a curated record
GGAAGUACCUAGGUUUCCAUGGCGGCGGCAGUGGCGGAGGCUCCGGCGCUGUGGCGGCGCCUGUUGCUGGAGUACUGGCCCCGGGGCAGACCGGUUUGGGCCGCCCUCCUGGGCCGCCUCUCGGACCGCCUGACCCGAGGCCGAGAACGCCGCGCUCGCAGGUCAUCAUGGCUGCUUUUGGCUCCACUGCUUGUUCCUGCUGCUCCUCAGCUAACAGUUCCACCUUGUUCCCUCUGCUCUGAGGGAUCACAUAGGUUUCAGUGGAUCAGAAACUUGGUCCCAGAGUUUGGAAUUGCCAGCUCUCAUGUCAAAGUGCUUUCAUCUCCAAUGGAAUUCUAUGAACUUAUGAAGAGACAGAUUAAGAUGGCCAAACAUCGAGUAGUUCUGGCUUCACUCUACCUUGGAACAGGACCCCUGGAACAGGAACUAGUGGAUUGCAUUGAAAUGGCUUUGGAGAGGUCCUUGCAGGGAUGUGGGACUUCCAGUCUUACAGUAUCUAUUCUCCUUGACUUCACAAGAGGAUCUCGGGGCCGGAAGAACUCUCGGACCAUGCUCCUUCCACUCCUGAAGAGAUUUCCUGAGCAGGUCCGUGUCUCUCUCUUUCACACUCCUAAUCUGCGUGGUCUUCUCAGACUCCUAAUCCCUGAGCGUUUCAAUGAGACCAUUGGGUUGCAGCAUAUCAAGGUCUAUCUCUUUGAUGAUAAUGUGAUCUUGAGUGGGGCCAACUUGAGUGACUCCUACUUUACCAAUCGUCAAGACCGAUAUGUGUUCCUUCAAGAUUCCCCUGAGAUUGCAGAUUUCUUUAGUGAGCUAGUAGAUGCUGUUGGGGAUGUGUCCUUGCAGUUACAGCAAGAUGAUACAGUCGAGGUGGUGGAUGGGAUGGUGCACCCUUACCAAGGAGACAAAGUGGCUUAUUGUGAAGCAGCAAAUAGGAGAGUGAUGGAAGUGAUCAAUUCUGCAAGGACCAAACAGGAGUGGCUGCACACUCAGACUUUCCAUAGCAACAGUGCAGAAGAAGAAAUUGCAUUGUCCACAGACCCAAAGGCAACUGGUGAUGGGCAGCCUGAACCAGACACAUGGAUUUAUCCACUAAUACAAAUGAAACCAUUUGGAAUUCAGAUAGAUGAGAUUGUCACAGAGACUCUCCUGAUGGAAGUGGAACGAGGUGCUAGUGUUUAUCUUACCACUGGCUACUUCAACCUCACAGAAGCAUAUAUGGACCUGAUUCUAGGCACCAGGGCAAAAUAUCAGAUCCUCCUAGCUUCACCAGAGGUCAAUGGGUUUUUUGGGGCCAAGGGUGUGGCAGGUGCUAUCCCUGCUGCUUAUGUUUACAUUGAACGACAGUUCUUCAGUGAGGUGUGCUCUCUGGGUCAGCAAGAGAGAGUCCAGUUGCAGGAGUACUCUAGGAGUGGAUGGACAUUCCAUGCCAAAGGUCUCUGGCUGUACCUGGCAGGAAGCAGUCUGCCCUGCUUGACUUUAAUUGGUUCUCCUAACUUUGGGUAUAGGUCAGUUCAUCGAGACCUGGAAGCACAAGUUGCAAUAGUGACAGAAAACAAAGCUCUGCAGCAGCAGUUCCAUCAGGAGCAGGAACAACUCUACUUGCGUUCUGGAACGGUGUCUUCCUCAACCUUUGAGCAGCCCAGUCGUUAUGUCAAGCUGUGGGUGAAGAUGGUGACACCUCUGAUUAAGAACUUCUUUUAAGAAGAGAGAGGCUGGUCCUUGGGUUGAAGGUCCAAACAUAAGUAGGACCUCGCAUACGUGUUUUGUACACAGGGCACUCAUACAUGUUCUUGGUGUCCAUGCGAUCCACAGGAAUGGCUUUAAUGAAGAUCACUGGCAUGGAGGGCGUCAAUUCCUUCAGGCGUGCGUCAUUGAUAACACCAGUUUGAACAUCCCAGCGGGCACCUGCAGCAAGACACGAUUGAAUUAUCAAGACCAGUCACUUCAUCUGAGAGUCUGCUUCAUUGGCAGCAAGUCCAGAGCAAAGGGAGCCCACCUUGACUGCCAGCCUUUUAUCACUAGCAGCAUGGCUAAAGACUGGGUGCCAUGGCUUGGAUGUGCCUUUCAAGCCAUCCCAGUAGAACACAUAAUGCAUUUACAAUGCUGUGAACAAGAUUUUUUUAAAAAAAAUCUCAAUCUUAUGUUGCCCUCAGCCUGAUACUGUUUGCAGUGUUCUUUUGUUAAAGAAAGCUGUAUACUGUCCCAUUAGUUCUUUCAUUUAGACUUGUAAAAAACAAUAAAGCCCACCUGUACUUA